This is a messenger RNA of Linum trigynum, 4237 nucleotides long. The record is from the annotation of a GenBank genome assembly. NCBI's taxonomy places the organism in Eukaryota, Viridiplantae, Streptophyta, Magnoliopsida, Malpighiales, Linaceae.
GUCGGGCCUCAUUGGCCCAAAUAUCGAAUUGAAUGAACUGAAGCUGCAUGCAGUUUAUAAUAAAACUAAAUCCGCACCCAAGUGGUACCCGACCCGACCCGACCCAGCAAUGGGCCCACGACGCACGAACAAUUACACAAAGCUUGAAACUGAGAAACCCUAAGAAAUCCUAAAAUUUCCCACAGCCCAUUCACGGAAAACCCUAAAUUCUCCAAUUUGGAUUCGGAUUACAUCUCCAAAGGGGGGCCAGAGGCGUAGUCUGAUACGAUUAUUGUGAAUUAUUAUUUUAAUCUCAUGUAAAUAGGGUUUAAUGAGCGAGGGAGUAUGCAUGUCGGUGGAAUUCCGGUGGAUCCUAAUUGGUUCCUUCGAUUUAUAUUUAGCAUCUUCUUCAUUGCUGCGGGAUUGCUGUACGUGGUCAAGAACACGAAGUACUUCGAAGUCGACGCCAGUUUCGAAGGCGCCGGUGGUACUGGCGGUGUGCACAUUGCUGAUCGGAAUCGCACUGCGCCGGUGAUUUCAAUGGGGUCGCCGGAGGAGCUUUCUUCCUGCACUAAUUGUGGCAAGUCUGGCGCCAAGAAGUGCUCCGGUUGCAAAUCAGUUCGAUACUGUUCGACCGAGUGCCAAAGUUCACAUUGGAAUUCCGGUCACAAAUUGAAAUGCAAAUCACUUAUAAGAAAACCCAGCACUGGCAAACGUUAUUCUGGAAUUGCAUUGGUUAUUAGUAGUGGGACUUUUAAGCGUUUUAAGAAGCCUGGGAAGGUACUUUUCCCGUAUGCGGAAUUUGUUAAAUUGUACAAUUGGAACAGACCGUUUCCACCCUCUGGACUCUUAAAUUGUGGAAACAGUUGCUUUGCCAAUGUGGUUCUACAAUGUCUGACAUACACAAGGCCAUUGGUCGCUUACCUGUUGGAGAAAGGCCACCGCCGAGAGUGCAGACGUGAAGGCUGGUGUUUUUUGUGCGUUUUUGAAUCUCAUGUUGAAAGAGCCAGCCAAAGUUCACAUCCCUUUUCUCCAAUUAACAUACUUUCCCGCUUGCCUAACAUUGGUGGUAAUCUUGGCUAUGGGAGACAAGAAGAUGCCCAUGAGUUCAUGAGGUUUGCCCUUGACACAAUGCAAUCGGUGUGCCUUGAUGAAUUCGGUGGAGAAAAGGCAGUUGACCCGGCUUCUCAAGAAACGACUCUGGUUCAACAUAUAUUUGGCGGUCACCUGCAGUCCCAGGUUAUGUGUACCAAAUGCUGUAAUAUUUCAAACCAGUUUGAAAACAUGAUGGAUUUAACUGUUGAAAUCCAUGGAGAUGCCACUUCUUUGGAGGAGUGCCUUGAUCAAUUCACGGCAAAGGAAUGGCUUCAGGAUGACAACAUGUACAAAUGUGACAGUUGCAAUGACUAUGUCAACGCAUGGAAGCGCCUUACAAUUCGACGAGCUCCAAAUAUUCUUACUAUCGCUCUGAAAAGAUUUCAGAGUGGAAGCUUCGGGAAACUUAAUAAGAGGAUAAAUUUUCCCGCGACAUUAGAUCUUAGUCCAUACAUGAGUGAAGGAGAUGGCAGUGACGUGUACAAGCUUUAUGCCGUUGUUGUGCACAUAGAUAUGCUAAAUGCAUCGUUUUUUGGCCAUUAUAUUUGCUAUAUCAAGGAUUUCCAAGGAGACUGGUUCAGAUUUGAUGACUGCAAGGUUACAAAUGUCGACUUGGCCGAGGUACUAUCACAAGGAGCAUACAUGCUUUUAUAUAGCAGAUUUUCUGCUCGACCAUCGUGUCUUAGAACUAGCACACCUUCGAAGGAUGAUCGGGCGCAAGCUGUUGGGAAACAAAUGGACUCUCGAGUGGUCGAAGAUGGUGAGAGUUGUGCACCAGUAAAGCUGGUGGGGAAUGAGCCUACCACUUCUGUAUCCCCUCAAUCCGAGAGAAGUGUCCAAGUUGUGAAUGGAGUUAAGGAGGAAGACAUUCCAAUUUUCCAUUCAAGCUCUCCACUUCCAGAAGCUAGGUUUUCCCACCUACCGAGAUCAUCUUCUGCAGAUGACUUGGAAACUGCUGGCUGUAUUGUCAUUAAAGAUGAACCAUCAUCUCCCUUCGAUAAUAUCCCUGCAGCAGCUGAAGAAGAUGCAAUGGACUCUGAUUCAUCUGUUCCCGUGGAAGGUUAUGGAAACCCUUCUACUACUGCCAUGGAACAAGGACAAGAUUCGAGUUGCGGAAUGGUCGUUGAUGUUGAGCCAACCACUUCUGUAUCCCCUCAAUCCGAGAGACGUGUCCAAGUUGUGAGUGGGGUUAAGGAGGAAGAUAUUCCAAUUUUCCAUUCAAGCUCUCCACCUCCAGAAUCUCACGAACCGAGAUCAUCUUCUGCAGAUGACUUGGAAACGGCUGGCACUAUUGCCAUUAGAAAUGAAACAUCAUCUGCCUUCGAUAAUACCCCUGCAGCAGCUGAAGAAGAUGCAAUGGACUCUGAUUCAUCUGUUUCUGUGGAAGGUUUUGGAAACCCUUCUUCUACUACUGCCAUGGAACAAGGAUCACAUGAUUCGAGUUGCAGAACAGUGGUUGAUGUUGAAGACGGCAUCAACUUGCAUCCACUCGCAGAAAGACAUCAUUGUCGGCAGCAACAUGAGUUCCAUGAUUUAGAUGACGACGAAAGGACUGGAACGACAAGAACAGCAGCAGCAGCAGCAGGGGUAACAAAGUGUUGUUGACGAUAUUAAGGGCGCGCCGCCGUGCAACUCUCUUACUAAUUUUGAUUGCUGUCCAUAUGAUUCUUAUGAUAUCUGCCAUCCUAACGAGAGAAAGUAGCAGAUAGAUUAGCACAGCUGGUAGAGAUGGGAGGAUUUGAUUGCUGGGAUCUGGGAUUUCACUAUUUGCAGAGAAUCUCAGAUUCUACAUUUAGGUAGCGUAGUAUGUUCGAGUUGGGGAGUUAGUUUUUCUGUUACCACACAAGAGCGCCCCGAUGUGAUUUGCUCUCUCAGAUUAGGCCCUUGAGUAAUGAGAUUAUGAUGAUGGUUUUUGCUCGAAACAGGGGAAAUCAACAGUUGAUUUUUCUGUCUCUAUGCUGCAAUUUCUGACUUGUGUGACCAACCUGCUACUUCUUCCCUCUUCUUAAUAUCGCUAUUUUUCAUUUAUAAAGUGUGUUUUCGGCUCCCCAUCUGUGCCGAACGAACAAUCUGCCCGGCAUUUAUUAAAUCAAAAGGGUUUAAUUUCCCUGGUAAUUCAGAUUCGGCACAGAUCAGAGAGUCCAACUUGUUCGUGAUUUCAUAAUUAUGCGUUUGAGCCCUUUGAGGUCUCUUUCAAUGAAAAUUCCAUUAUGCGAAAACUAAUUGUAUUGUCAUGAUCACCUGAGUUACUUAAACCACAAAGUAAGUUACUCGUUAAUUAGUAAUCGAAGUCAAUUGGGAUUGUUAAUCGACUACAGUACAAGGGAUCGUCUACAGGUUUGAAGUGUUUUGAAGCAAAGCUUUCAAAACCAGACUCAUUGGUUAACUACUUAACUAUUAUAAAGUCGUUGGUUAAUUGUUUGAUAGAUGCGGUUAUUACUCUAUAACUUAAAAGGUAUAUUUAACUAAUUCAGGAAUGAAUUUGUCACUAACCAUAAACAAUUUCAAAUCCAUAUUGUCUAUCAACAAUUUUUUUUAGCAAAGCAUCGAAACUAUCACAAAAAGAUGACAUAUUUUUAAUAGUUCGGAUUUCCUAGUGGUAUAUUCCAUUUUCUUAUUAAAUUCAAAUUACUAAUGAGAGUGCUAAUAUGUAGUGAUCACAAAAAAGCCGACAAGGGGACUUUGAAAUGAAGAAAAGGUAACACAAAAGUUUUUUUUUCCUUUAGACUUUUGUGGUUAGUGAACCAUUGGACUAGUAAAAUCAUAGUGAUUCAUCUGGUUUCAUGUCAAAUUGCUAAAAUCGUUCGAUUAAUUCCUAACCAUAUAAUAAAAAAUGAACCAAACAACUUGCUGGUCCAAAUGUUGAUCCAAUUCAGUUCUUAUAAGAAUGAUCUGAAGAGAAAAAAGAAGAAAGGUUUGGGGUGAAAAUUCCAAAAUUUAUAUUAUGUUACUGAUUGACAGGAGUAGGUGUCACGUCGUCACUAACUAUAUAUCAUUUUGAGCGAUUAUUCAUGGAGGAGGCUAGCCACAGCCAUUCACUAGUGAUAAGAUCAUUAUAUGACAAUGAUACGAUGUGCAUUCAAUCGUUUGAUUUCUCUGAUAGUUAUUAUGCGUGCUAUUUAAAUAUAGUAUACAACCUUUUGAAUGAAAUGUAACUUUUUUC